Messenger RNA from Drosophila albomicans, 3121 nucleotides. It is a transcript of the gene Wsck, whose product is annotated as putative inactive tyrosine-protein kinase Wsck. Gene Ontology annotation, biological process: protein phosphorylation. The transcript is spliced from 2 exons. Gene Ontology annotation, molecular function: protein tyrosine kinase activity; protein binding; ATP binding. Lineage: Eukaryota; Metazoa; Arthropoda; Insecta; Diptera; Drosophilidae. The record is from RefSeq and is a predicted model, not a curated record. The coding region runs from base 476 to 2929 and encodes 817 amino acids.
CUAUACGUAUCUACAAGAACCAGUUUGAUCUACGAACACAAUUGAACAAUACUAGUCGUGCUCUUUUGACGCAAACGAACUUUAUUAAGUUCACGAUGUAAACAAUAAAAACAAAAAAAAGGUGAAGCAGCAACAGUUUUGGUUUGUGAAUGACGCCAGUGCUGGUGUUGACUGGAACUGGAAUGAUUGCUGAGAGACUGAGAGAACGUGAGAAUGGUCAAAGCAAAUCGAGGUAGCAGAGAAACAAACAUCAGUAUUGUUCUGAGCAGCGCUUACAAUGCAAGAAAAAAAAAGUAGCGCGCAAGAGGCAAAACAUUAUUAGCGAUAAACCAAAUAAGAGUUUAAAUUGCUUAAAUUAGACCAGACCAAUCCAACAGCAAAUCGUGUUUAAUUAGCUUAAUCAGAACAACUCGCACUUGCUCGGGGCACGACACCCAAGCCAACCCAGAGCUUAUACAUCAAGCAUCAGCGUAACAUGCAGGAUGGACACCGCCCAAUUGUCAGCUGGUAUAGACGCCAAGCAUCCGCAUGUAUCGUGGCAAUGGCUUUGCUGCUAUGCUGCUGUUGUGUUCCCUUAUCCAUUCAACAACAAUUGGAAAUUCUGGCGUCGAAGGAACCAGUUUACUACUAUGUGGGCUGUUACACGGCGAGAACGGACCUGCUGAAGGAGUCGGUGUACGCGAAGACACCUCAAACGUGCAUCGAGAUCUGCGAGCAUCAGGAUCACAGGUACGCCGUCCUCGCGGCCGAGAAGUGUUUUUGUGCCAAUCAGCUAGAGGCGCGUGAGAAGCAGGAUGACCAGCUGUGUCACACUAGAUGCAUGGCCAAUAAGGCGCAGUACUGUGGCGGCGUUGGAGUCCAUUCGUACUACUCGACCACGGUGCUGCGGCAACCGGCGCCACAUCAUUUGCGUGUGGUCAACAGCACGGAGAACAGUUUGAGUCUGGCGUGGGAUGCAUACGAUGCAAGAAAAGUGCUACAAGCUGGCGGCGCAGAGGAUCCUCUUAUGUCGCAGCAGCAAAUCCUGAACUUUCGUGUCAAGUGCCAUGUUUUAGAGACGUAUUCAAUUCUACCGCCGUUCCAGCAACCAGAGUUCAUUGUGCAGAGCAGUGAAACGGGACUCGAAUUGACCGAUCUUCAACCAUCCACGCUCUACAACGUUAGCGUGCUGGCCUUAUGUGCGGUACCAAGGCAACAGCAGGAGCAAGAAUGCGGUCAUGCCACACUCUUGGCCAGAACCAAGGUCGGUCUGCCCAGCCCAGCUCCCAAGCAGCCCAAAGUUCUAGCACGCACUCCGAGCACCAUCACUGUGGAACUGACCCCUGUGCAAAAUAACAACGGGCCCGUAUCCAAGCUGCUCUUCAUUGUGGAGUUUGUGGAUGACGCCCUUAGCCAACCCUUCGAUACACAGCUACUUGGUAGCUGGCAAGAGGCACAACAGAAUGGCGUGCCAUAUUACAUAGCCGCCGAGCUGGACUACGAUCGUCCUGAAGAUAAUCGCACCAGGCAUUUUGUCAUUGGAGAUGGUAAACGUUACGGUCGAUAUCGCAAUGUGCCGCUGGACCAACUCGCCAAGGACACAGCAAUGGAACGGGAGCCUCAUGUGCACAUCAGCUUGGGCGUGGUGAGCACACUGCAGAACAGCACAAAAAUACUUUAUACACGAAGCACACAUGAACAGCACGCCAGUUCUUUGGACGACUUUAGUUAUGCCACAUUCGAAAAGGGGCAAUCUUCGGUUGUCGCCUUGGCUGUCACAUGUAUCAUCUUUGGCAGCUGUUUGAUUCUAAGCCUUAUCACGUAUUUCUACUUAAGAUACAAAACGUGUCACGGCCAAGGAUUAAUAAGCUCUAGACGACGUAAUGCUCACGAGAUGACUACACAACAGACACCCAUUAUCGAGCGGGAGAAUAACGGUUAUCUAAUGGAGGACGAUGUGUUGCCCGCGUCGUUGGAAAGCUUUAAGCAACAGCUACAGCAAUUGGUCGAUGGCCUUGAACGGCAGCCACGGAAUGCUCUGAGACUCAACGUCAACGAUGUCAUUGGGUCUGGACGCUACGGUGAGAUCAUCAGUGGCAGGCUCACUUCGACUGAAACUGUGGCCAAAGAGUGUGCACUCCAUGUGCUAUCAAUGGAUGAUCUGAACGAUUCUCAGACACAGGCGCAUCUGCUGCGAGAACUACGCCAGCUGAAGAAGCUGAAGCAGCAACGUAACGAGUUGCUUCAAGAUUUCUAUGGCAUCUCUUCAAGUGCAGAUUGGUUCUAUUUUAUCUUCGAGCUGCACCGCGUGAGUCUUAAGCGACGCCUCAUCGAAAGUCGACAGGCUGCGCCUGCCCCCCAUCUGACCUCACUCACAGAGCAACUGGUCCUGCAGUGGAUGUAUGAAUUGUCUAGUGCCUUAUCGUACUUGGGCAGCUGCCAGGUGAUCCACCGCCAGCUCUCCGGCUACAGCGUAUAUGUCAAUGAUGAUUGCAAACUGAAGCUGAGCUACUUUGGACCUCCACACUAUGUGAAUGGGAAUGGCCAGCAGUUGGAUCCAUGUCGCUGGCUUGCGCCGGAAGUGCUUCGUCAUGGACAGAGCCAUGCCACGGUCAAGUCGGAUGUGUGGUCUUUCGCCUGCGUCGCCUGGGAGUGCUGUGCUUUAGGUGGCACGCCUUACGCUAACAUUCCCAAUAGUCAGCAACUCCUCGACGCCAUCCGGGCCGGAGUGCGCCCGGCUCAGCCCGUUUACGUCUAUGCUGAUCUUUACCAGCUGCUGCUCAACUGCUGGCAGCUGGAGCCGAGCGAGCGCAUUGGAUUUGAGGAUGUGUCUUUCGGUGUGCGGCAGCUGAUGACUUCGGCUCGUCAUGCGCUCUGUUUUGAUCGGUUAUCUUCGGACACUUUGGACACAUUGCCGCUUUAUCUGCCAAUGCUUGAGACGCAGAUUUAGUGGAAAUGCACUUUGUAUUUGAAUAGAGACGAGGAGACUCGGCUGGACAACAUAUUAUCAGUUUUGAAGGGAAUGUGCUUGAUGUAAUUUAUCGAUUAUUGUUUAAAUUGUGCUUCUUGUGUAUUUAUUAUGAACUAUUUGCAAUCCAUAAAUGGCGACCAAAAUAUAAAAACGAUAAAUGAAAGCUUUAAA